Molecule: messenger RNA, 2231 nt
Organism: Neoarius graeffei (lesser salmon catfish)
Lineage: Eukaryota; Metazoa; Chordata; Actinopteri; Siluriformes; Ariidae
Gene: agtr2
Product: angiotensin II receptor, type 2
Exons: 2
Coding region: 265-1389 (374 amino acids)
Biological process (GO): immune response; G protein-coupled receptor signaling pathway
Cellular component (GO): membrane
Molecular function (GO): bradykinin receptor activity
Source: RefSeq, a predicted model, not a curated record
CACUCUUACCCAUACUGUCAGUACUCGAGAGGAAAUGAGUGUGUGUUGUAUGUAUAUACACGUGUGUGUGUGUGUAUGAGAGGCAGACCUCUCUGCAGCAGUGUACAGUUUAGAAGAUGAUGAACAGAUUGAACAUCUGUUUGUGAUUUCAGCUUCAGGAAAACUUCAUGUCGGAAUCAUCGAUCACAGAAACGAUCCCUGAUAACUCCACCCAAUCAAAGUGAAUUUCAUUGAAAAAAAAAAGAUCCAACCUCUGACAUCACCAUGGAAUUGGACUCCGCCCUCAACCUGAGUACCAUCAACGAGUCCACAUCCCUCCAUGAAGUCUCAAACCAACUGUGUGAUUUUCUCUCGCUCGACAGCUCGGACUACCAGAAGACCCUCAUUCCUGUUGUUUACUUUCUAAUCUUCAUCCUGGGUUUCCUCGGGAACAUGCUAGCGGUGUGCGUGCUGGGUCAGAAGUCACUGAGAUGCACUGUUGCGAACAUGUACCUGUUAAACCUGGCUCUGUCUGACCUUGUCUUUCUUAUUGGUCUUCCGUUCUGGGCAGUGCAUUACCUCCGGAAUUAUGACUGGCCAUUCGGAUGGUUCAUGUGCAAGUUUUGUGGAUUUUUAACCUCGCUAAACACCUACGCUAGUAUCUACUUCAUCAUGGGAAUGAGCAUUGAUCGGUAUCGUGUCAUUGUCUCCCCACUGCAUUCGCACUGCACCGAGAGUCGGUAUUACGCCAGGACUGUGUUUCAUGCCAGGUGCGUGUGCGCCGUGAUCUGGGUCCUAGCGAGUCUCACAACCAUUCCAGUGCUUGUUUUCAGGGAAACGCGUCACUAUGUUGAGAAUAAUGUGACAGCCUGUGCGAUGAACUACCCGACUAGGCAAUGGCACGGAAUGCUAACUCUUGCUAAGAGCACUUUCGGCUUCCUGAUCCCUUUUAUAGUCAUAGCGACGUGCUACGGCCGAAUCAGGUGUCACCUGUUAGCAUCUCCGGAAUUGGUGGAAGCUGAUCCUUCACGUUUGGAGCGUGUGCGCCGCGUUGCGCUCGCCAUAGUCACAGCUUUCUUCCUCUGCUGGUUCCCAUUUCACACGUUGUCCUUCAUGGGCGUGUUGCAGGAGUUCGGCAUGAACUGGAGCUGUAAAGUUCAGCAGGUGAUGGGCAUCAUGACGGCUCCUGCUCUCUGCCUUGGCUUCGCCAACUCUGCCAUCAACCCGCUGCUCUACUGCUUUGUGGGAAAUCGAUUUCGCCAGCAGCUGCGCCGCCUCUGGAAGGCGAAAGGGCAAAAGUUUGGAAAGCAGAGGCGUCACUCUGUCAGCAUGCAGAUCAGCUCCUUCUCGCGAAAACUCAGCGACACCAAAGACACAGUGGCCUCUGUUACUGUGGAGGACAAACAGUAAUUUAUACACAAAGCAGGAUGGAACUUUUUCAUAGAGGACUUUGCAGGUCAUGGGGUUAAAGAUGUUAAUGACCGUAGUUCAUGAUUCAGCUAGCUAACCCCACGUAUUAUUGUUGUUUAUAUGGACAAUGUUAAAGCACAGUACACGAAAACGAUCACGAUUCUCAACAUUUUCCUCAGAUGUCUUGGUCAAUUACUAAGAAAUGCCCCAAUAAUUAUGAGCCCCACACCAAAAGUCUGCGGGUUCUGACAAACCAACAACAAACAGUGACCUCUACUGGACCGGAGAACAAACUGCGACUCACUCGUCCCCUCCCUCAAGGACGAAGGACAGGAGUGGAACAUGCAUGUCUUUGUAUCUGGAUAUACUUAUGUUCAGUUCUCCUGUCUUUUACUCAUCAUGGUGACAUCUAGUGGUGUGGAGGACAACCUGUAUCACAUGCCAUCACAUGCAGGACAGGAGCCGACAAUUAAUUCUCAUUGGCUUCGUAGAGCACAUGAUCUUGAUCUCGAUCUAGACCUUUCCUUAUGAACUGAUGUAAAAAUUACACAAGCGCACUGUUGUACUGGAUUCAAAAUGGUUUCCUUUUAAGCUAGCACACUGUAUAGUGCACUAGAAAUCAAUUCAGAGUUAUUUAAGACACAAGUUCUGAGUAGUAAGAUAUAUAGAAAGAAAUGUUUUAUUUUUUGUUAAUUACGGAACUAUAACAUGCACCUAUUUAGCAUGCAUCACAUUUGCUAGUGUUUCAGGGAAGAGAUGUUACGCUAAAUCAUGCUAAUAUUAUAAUGCUGGUUGGUCAUCAGUAAAACUUGUUAGAUCACAAUAAAGGCACGUUAGAAAAA